CGCAAGGAAGAAUCAAGGUCAAAUAAUUAAUAUAUACGAUCAACCGAAAAAAGUUUUUCGAGAACCAUGCGUUGAGCAUCUUUCGACGGUGUCCAAUUCUCAGCUGGAAGUCACCAAAUCAUCAAAUGAAAAUAAAAAGAUAAAGAAUGACGUAAAGAUAGCCAAGACUAAUCCUCACUCGGGUAAUACUGCAAAGUCGCUGGAGCCUAAUCAUCAUGUAGGAAUCGUCAAACCAUUAAAGAAAUCCAGGAUCAAAAAGACGAAUAAAACAACAACUAUGGUUCAUUCUGAAAUUGAAGCAGAUAAAUCUAGUUCUCAAGUUGGAAUUAAGAAACCGAGAAAUUUUAGCUAUAUGAAGGCAGCUCCAUUUAAACACGCAUAUAUUAGCUUCGAAGAGGCGAUAAAAGCGGAUAAUGAAGAAAUGAUGUGGUCUGCUUACACGAAAUGGAAAGAGCAUCAUCGUAAAGAAAUUUAUAGUGGAUUGAUCGAUUAUUAUAUUAAUAUCGGCUCCUUAGACAAAGCAAUCAGUGUAUUCAACGAUUUUAUGCCGAACAAAUUGGUGCCCGAUAAAUCGAGUAUUUUGGAUUUUUUCCAAGAGAGAAUUUCACUAGGAUUAAUUCCCGGAAACUCAAUUUGUGCAAGUGCGAUGUAUAUGCCUUCUAGCUUUCAUGAAACGAUUAAACUAUACCAAUUAUUUAAAAGUAAUGGCAUCGAGUUCAAAAGAAAGAUUUAUGAAAUGAUGCUUAAAAAAUGUCGAAGGGAAAAAAAUAUACAAUUAUUCGACAUAUUUUAUAGAGAUAUGGUUAAACUUGAUUCUAAGGAGUUGGAUCAAGAUGGAAAGAAUUGCUUACAACUCAUUGAGAAGUCGUUCAUAGAAAACAAUCCCAAGCAAGCUGUCAAGGAGUACAUGGAAAUAACAUCACAAGACAUUCAAUCUCAUCCAUUGAUUAUUCUGACUAUAUUUCAGGGUUUGUUUGGUUACCAACAGUUCGAAAUGGCUUAUGAAGCUUUCGACAAGAUGUCCGAAAAAGGUAUCUCAAUUAAUUAUGAUCUUGGACACUAUAUAUGCUUAGCGUUCCUUUAUGGCGAUCACUUACGUUAUUCAGAAAAGGUCAUAUAUUAUAUGAUUACUGCCAGAAUUAUUACAAACAACCAAUUAUUUGAAGAACUGGCACACACAUACCUGUCAAAAGGAUUCGCUGAAAAUGCCGAAAUGAUGAUUUUGUAUUUGAAAUCAAAUAACGGAUCAUACUCGUUAUUGCUUAAUAAACUCGUUGAUCAUUAUAUUAAAUUAAAGAAUUUGGAAAAACUCAAGAGAUGGGUAGAUGAAUUAGCAAUUGCGCCACAAAUUAAGCCGGGACACAUAGGUGAAACUAUCUUACUGAAUGCGUACGGAAUGUUACGCAACGAGACUGAAUUUCUCAAACUAUGGGAAAAGAUGCAGAAAACUUAUCUCAUGGAGGAACUCGGCGCAACCAUUUCAUUAGUCAUUGAUCAUUUUGGAUUUUCAGAAAAUCUCAUCAAAUUAAGGACUCAAUGGAAAAUAUUUUCGUCUGAUCCCACGGUGGAACUGAAUUUAAAUCACUAUAAUUCUUACAUUGAAGCGCUUUGUCGAUGCAAGGCAUUCGAUCAGGCAGCAUCUGUUUUUACAGGCGAUUUCGUAAAUAAGGAAAUUGUACCAAACUUACGGACGUUGCUAGCAAUAAUUACACCACUUAGGGCUGCUAAUAAAAAGAUUAUCGAAUCGAAUCUCCUGGAAUUUGUUAAGAAAACUUGGCCAAAUUCGUAUAUUGAAUUUUGCAAACAUGAUAUUGCGGAACAAAAUUUCAGAAAUAGUAAAUCAAAUAAGACAAAGUUAACGAAUAAUUUCAAAGUGUGA
Messenger RNA from Acaulospora colombiana, 1879 nucleotides. The record is from the annotation of a GenBank genome assembly. NCBI's taxonomy places the organism in Eukaryota, Fungi, Glomeromycota, Glomeromycetes, Diversisporales, Acaulosporaceae.